Gasterosteus aculeatus aculeatus (three-spined stickleback) is the source of this 4015-nucleotide messenger RNA. RefSeq names its product protein mono-ADP-ribosyltransferase PARP12. Gene Ontology annotation, molecular function: NAD+ poly-ADP-ribosyltransferase activity; metal ion binding. Lineage: Eukaryota; Metazoa; Chordata; Actinopteri; Perciformes; Gasterosteidae. The record is from RefSeq and is a predicted model, not a curated record. Gene Ontology annotation, cellular component: nucleus.
CUGCGGCUAAGUUUCGGUUUCCAGUCUUCGGAAACGACACCGUACUUCCUGGACAAAGGCAGGCGGUGUCAGCCUCCUUGCCUUAGACGGCCGAAGGACACAGGGAACGAAGCAGGCCCGAGACCAUGGACUCCGAAAUACUGAAGUUCAUCUGCGACAAUCAAGGAGCAGUCGACACUAGUUAUUUGACGUGUAAUCUCGGCUCGGGCGAAGCUAUCAAUGACGUCAUCAGCAACCAGGAGAAAUUCGCUAUGUGUUGUCCCUUCGGGCAGCAGAAGGUGGUGGCCAGGACCGAGCUGAAGAUGUGCAAAGUCCGAGAUUGCGAUGGCUUCUUGUGCGGGCUUCACCUGUGUAAAAGGUUCCUCUUCACCGGAUCCUGUCUGGCCAAUCAUGGCAGGUUGGCAUUCAAAUUCUCCCAUCAGCUGGACUCUGAUCACAAUAUGCGGAUGCUGAAGUUGCAUGAGCUGGAGAGUCUCAACCUGACUCAGCUGCGCACGCUGCUGCUGCAGAAUGACAACUGGCUCCUGCCUUCCAUAUGCCACAAUUACAACAAUGGCGACGGGGAGUUCGGACGGUGUGGGGAUGGCCUUGGCUGCAAGAGAAUGCACAUCUGCGAGAAGUACAUGAACCGCGACUGCAGCUGUGUCAAGAACCAUGAUUUUAAUGCUCCCCAGCCACACAAGAACCUGGAGGAGAGAGGCGUACCUGACGACCUCAUUCCCUCUCUGAGGUCAGUUUAUGGGAAUAUAUUGGCUAUGAAGUACAAUGACAGAAAGGGCGAUAGGGGCAUGUCCUCCACUGUCAAUGAUGGAAGCGGCGACAAUGGUGGGAAUUCAGAGCAAAGGCAGGGGUACAGAGGGAGAGGUGGUUGCCGAGGCAACAGAGGCAACAGAGGCAACAGAGGCAACAGAGGUAACAGAGGCAACAGAGGUAGUAGAGGCAGCAGAGGCCAGAGAGGCUGCAGCGGAAACAGAGGAGACCAUGGCAACGAUCUACUGCGGCAGCAAACCUCUUCCCCCGAUGACAUUGGCGAUGACAUCGACUUUGACGUUUUGGAUCUGUACAGCGAAGAUGGACUGAAUGAAGUUCGGCAGCCGCUUGACUUCUUCGCCAGGAAAUUGUCAGACGAUGCUCAGAACAGAAAACAAAACCCAAAGAAUACCUCGACCGCAGCCAAAGGGAGCGGUGGACCACCGGGCAGCCAAGCCGGCUCCAGUGCCGACAUCCCGGGGGCCGUCAAGGACCAUGAGACAAAGGGUGCCAGCGCUCCGGGUGGACUGCAGAGGCCAAGACCCGUGAGAGAUAAAACUGAGAUAUGCUUGUACUUCGUCAAGGGACGCUGCAUACAUGAUGAUGAGCGCUGCUUUAAAGUGCACUUUAAGAUGCCGUACAAAUGGGAGGUCAGAGAGUUCGACAGGUGGACCGACCUGCCUGAUAAUGAGGCCAUCGAGAAGGACUACUGUGACCCUGCAAAAACAUACAGUGCCGGCAUCACACCGGUGCAUUUUGACACGAUGACCCGCGGAUCGGACAAAGUACGCCGACUCUCCACCGCAAACUCUUUGCUUGAGCCGACCUUCAUCCACACCACUGAGUGGCUUUGGUACUGGGAGGACGAGUUCGGGAAGUGGAACGUUUACGCUUCAGCACUACACACUGGUGCUGAUGGACGCAGUGUAGCGGACACGGACAGCGCCACACUGGAGCAGAAGUUCCUGAGCAAUGACAAAGAUGUGGUGAACUUCACCGCCGGUUCACAGUCCUACUCACUCAGCUUCCAGGACAUGAUGCAAACAAACACGCGCUACAACACUAAGAGGGUCGUGAAAAGACGGCCUAAGUUUGCUUCCGCAGUUGAUGUCCGAACACAGAGGCUGAGAAGGCCACUUGUUCAACCGGCUUUCAGCACCAUCCCCAACAACUGGGACAAGACGCAGAUUCCAGAAACAGGAUACAAGCGAGUGCCCCUGCUGCGCCUCUCGGAUGACUUUAAGGAGCUUGAGAGUCUUUUCCGUAAAACUAUGAGAGGCUUUGACAUUGUGAAAAUAGAGAGGAUCCAGAACAAAGCUCUUUGGGAUGUCUUUCAGUGGCAGAAGAAUCAAAUGAAAAACAACAACAACGGGAAAAAUGUGAGCGAAAAACAGCUUUUUCACGGCACUGACCCAAAGUACGUAGAUGGCAUCUGCCACACCAACUUUGACUGGAGGAUCUGUGGACUUAAUGGAACGGUGUUUGGCCAAGGAAGUUACUUUGCCCGGGACGCCAAGUACUCGCACUGCUACACCGGUGACUCUGACGUCCGCUCCAUGUUCGUCUCUCGGGUGCUGGUGGGAGACUACACCAAAGGGAACUCCAGCUACCGCCGACCUCCUUCCAAGGACGGAGGGGACAUAAACUUCUACCACAGCUGCGUGGACGACGUUUUGGACCCUUCGAUCUUUGUUGUGUUUGAGAAGUUCCAGAUUUACCCAGAGUACCUGCUGCAGUACAAGGCCGCGCACCCACUCGUUGACAGGUUGAGUGGCUACACGUCGGUACCGCCACCGAGAUCUUAUCAACCCACGGUGAGCACAGCCUCGCUCCGACCCAGCGCGUCAGUUUCUCCACCCAGCGCAGCCUCGUACCGACCCAGCGCGUCGGUUUCUCCACCCAGCGCAGCCUCGUACCGACCCAGCGCGUCAGUUUCUCCACCCAGCGCAGCCUCGCUCCGACCCAGCGCGUCAGUUCCUCCACUCAGCACACCCUCGUACGAUUUUAGCACAACAUCUUACCAACGGUCCAACAGUACAAGUAUUGCCCGAAAAUCGUCAUCACCUCCGUUAAAGAAAAACGAUAGCUGUGUCAUUGCUUAGGGAAAACGGCAAAAUGUCAAUUCAGCUCGAAGUAGGCAAGCCACUAUGCUAAAGCAACUCCGCUUUUAAAAGUCCAGAGACAUCCACUAACACUAAAUGGGAAGUUAAGCGGAUUUUCAGCACCCCGGUGUGGUUAUGUGAAUGUCAGGUGCCGGUAAAGCAGUCUAGAAGAGGCAGCAACAAGACGACACAAUUGCGAGCCUGUAAAAACAUAUUUUAAAGCGUUAUGAAAACAUGUAAUUGGGGUUUGUUUUGUUUGCAUUUACUGUGGAAUUUCACCUAUUGAGGUGGGAUUAAAAUAAAUGGAGGGAAAUUCAUUUGAAAUCCACACAUUUUCUCAGGAUUUUCCUCUUUUUUUUAAUCGCAACAUCAUUCAUAUACUCUAAUUAGGAAUACAUCCUUUAUAGUUCUUGUCACAGCCAGAGGUUCUGCUGCGUAACAGCAAACGGCGGCAACAUCCUGAUCGGCUUCGCAAAAUAGAAAUUGAAAUAAGGUUUUGUAGUGUACAUGUGGGCUGUUUGGAAGUUAAAUCACUUAUUAAACCACGUUGUGUUUUUCUUUCCAGUGUGACUAUAUACAGUGUUUUCCGAACCUUUUAAUUUUGUGCAUUAAAGGAAUGUAUAAUCAAUCAAUGAGUAAUUGUGUUACGAUGGAAAACUGCACACAGAAGCAACAUGCAGUCCUUUCUUUGUGCGUCUCAUCAGUGAAUCGAAAAGGCCGUCAGCGGUCGCGUUGAGCCUCUUAGUGAAAUGAGGCAGCGCAUGACAUUAGACGUACGGCCUUAACUUCUGACUUCUGUCAAUCAAUUGUCAAUGAAAUAUAGACGAGGUUUUGGCACAACCUGAUUGUGUAAUCAUCUAUUGUAUUGUUAGACCAAAAACAUUUGAAGUGAACCUUAAUUAUAUCGAUUUUAUUGUAAUGUACCUCAACCUAUUAACUUAAACUACUAUCUAAUUGGUAAAAGUUUCAUUGUUUUUGUUUUACUGUUUGGUCUUUCAAUUUGAAUGAAUUAUUAAAUUUAUGUUGCUUCAUUAUUUUCAUUUAAGUGCUUUUCACUACUACUGUCAGUUACUACUAACUCCUCCUGCACUAUGUAGUUUCUUACCGUCUCUUUAUAUACAUUUAUAUAUAUGCAAAUAAAUAUGUAAAUGUAUGAAAUACAA